Babesia microti strain RI is the source of this 234-nucleotide messenger RNA. RefSeq names its product Ubiquitin family. The record is from RefSeq and is a predicted model, not a curated record. Gene Ontology annotation, biological process: protein ubiquitination; modification-dependent protein catabolic process. The transcript has a single exon. Gene Ontology annotation, cellular component: nucleus; cytoplasm. The coding region runs from base 1 to 234 and encodes 77 amino acids. Lineage: Eukaryota; Apicomplexa; Aconoidasida; Piroplasmida; Babesiidae. Gene Ontology annotation, molecular function: protein tag activity; ubiquitin protein ligase binding.
AUGCAAAUAUUUGUGAAAACACUCACGGGUAAAACCAUCACAUUGGAAGUAGAGCCCAGUGAUACUAUCGAAAAUGUUAAGGCUAAGAUUCAGGAUAAGGAGGGAAUUCCACCUGAUCAACAACGACUGAUUUUUGCUGGUAAGCAACUAGAAGACGGCCGCACUCUGUCAGACUACAAUAUUCAAAAAGAGUCUACUUUGCAUUUGGUGUUGAGAUUACGCGGUGGAGACUAA